UUUUAUUCGCAAUUAAAAACUGAAAAAGAGCUUCUACUCUGAGAAAAGCAUCUGAGAAAACUUUUCCGUGCUUACCACUAAUUGCACUGAAAUCUUUUCCCUUUUCACACACACUAAAAAACGCACUCUCUGUGAGAAAUUAUCUCACAGGUUUUGUGACCUAUGCUGUAAUUUACUCUAUAUAGGGUUAGGAUUCUACAUUUCAAUCAUGUGAUACACUAGCUACGGGUUAGGUUUUGGUUUUUUCGGUGGAAAAUUACUUCAAAACUGCUUAAACUCGUACAAGAUUUGAAUGGGGAACUGCUGCAGAUCUCCGGCGGCAGUCGCCAGAGAAGAUGUGAAGUCGUCUAAUUUUUCAGGGCACGAUCAAGGCCGGAAGGAGAAGUUCGGCGCUGGUAACAAUAAAAAGGCCAUCACGGUAUUGAGUGAUGUUGAGAAGGAAAGUAUUGAGGAGAAGUAUUUAGUUGAUAGGGAGCUCGGCCGUGGGGAAUUUGGGGUUACUUAUUUGUGCAUUGAUCGGGACACGAGGGAUCUCUUGGCCUGCAAGUCGAUUUCGAAGAGGAAGCUGCGGACGGCAGUCGAUGUGGAGGACGUGAGAAGAGAGGUGGCGAUAAUGAAGCAUUUGCCCAAGAAUUCGAGCAUUGUGAGCUUGAAGGAGGCACGUGAGGACGAGAAUGCUGUGCAUUUGGUGAUGGAGUUGUGUGAGGGCGGGGAACUGUUCGAUAGGAUUGUGGCACGGGGGCAUUACACAGAACGGGCAGCAGCAGCUGUCACCAGGACGAUUGUGGAGGUGGUGCAGCUUUGCCACAAGCAUGGCGUGAUCCACAGGGACUUGAAGCCGGAAAAUUUUUUAUUUGCAAAUAAGAAAGAGAACUCUCCCCUUAAAGCAAUCGAUUUCGGUUUGUCUAUCUUCUUCAAGCCAGGCGAAAAGUUCUCUGAAAUUGUGGGAAGCCCUUAUUAUAUGGCUCCAGAGGUGCUCAAGCGAAGUUAUGGACCAGAGAUAGAUAUAUGGAGCGCAGGAGUGAUUCUCUAUAUUUUGCUAUGUGGUGUUCCUCCAUUUUGGGCUGAAUCUGAACAAGGUGUUGCCCAGGCCAUUAUACGUGGGAAAAUAGACUUUGAGCGGGAACCCUGGCCGAGUAUUUCAGAGAGUGCCAAAAAUCUAGUACGACAAAUGUUGGAGCCAGAUCCCAAGCUUCGACUUACUGCAAAACAAGUUCUUGAGCAUCCUUGGCUUCAAAAUGCAAAGAAGAACUCAAAUGUUCCUCUUGGGGAUGUUGUCAAGUCGAGACUCAAGCAGUUCUCAUUGAUGAAUAGGUUCAAAAGGAAGGCUCUGAGGGUUAUUGCUGAUUUCUUGUCUAAUGAAGAAGUUGAAGGCAUCAAAGAGAUUUUUGCAAAGAUAGACACCGAUAAUGAUGGCAUUGUGUCAACUGAAGAACUAAAGGUUGGAUUGCAAAAGUUCAAUUCACUGUUGGCGGAGUCUGAAGUACAGAUGCUUAUCGAAGCUGUUAAUACAAAUGGUAAAGGAACCUUGGACUAUGGGGAAUUUGUUGCCAUUUCUCUCCAUCUGCAGAGGAUGGCCAAUGAUGAGCAUCUUCAUAAAGCAUUCUCCUAUUUUGACAAGGAUUGUAAUGGUUACAUUGAGCCUGAUGAGCUCCGAGAUGCCUUGAUGGAAGAUGGAGCAGAUGAUUGUACAGAUGUAGCAAAUGACAUUUUCCAGGAGGUUGACACAGACAAGGAUGGACGUAUCAGCUAUGAUGAAUUCGUGGCCAUGAUGAAAACGGGGACUGAUUGGAGAAAGGCUUCUCGACAUUACUCAAGAGGGAGAUUCAAUAGUUUGAGCAUAAAAUUGGUGAAAGAUGGUUCUAUUAACUUGGGUGAGUAAAUAUACACAAAUGGACCAUUGCAUUCAUCUGUGUAAAGUAGGGAGUCACGCAUGUAUAUCAUGCUUGUUUUCAUUAUUUCCAAUUGAUUGGUGGCUUAUAAGGAUUUUGGAUGAGGGCAAGCGCAUCUGAUUAGCCUCUUGAAAUUGAUUCAGUAGUACAGUCUUGUAGCCCUCUAGUAUGUCACACACGUUUCUAUCAAAAUCUCGAAUUGUUUCUUGUUGGACGAGUUGAAAUUUGAAAUUUGUUAUUGCAGUAUAUAUUUGUGC
Messenger RNA from Olea europaea var. sylvestris, 2149 nucleotides. Its product is annotated as calcium-dependent protein kinase 13-like. The transcript has 7 exons. The record is from RefSeq and is a predicted model, not a curated record. The coding region runs from base 293 to 1882 and encodes 529 amino acids. Gene Ontology annotation, molecular function: calcium-dependent protein serine/threonine kinase activity; calmodulin binding; calcium/calmodulin-dependent protein kinase activity. Gene Ontology annotation, cellular component: nucleus; cytoplasm. Lineage: Eukaryota; Viridiplantae; Streptophyta; Magnoliopsida; Lamiales; Oleaceae. Gene Ontology annotation, biological process: protein autophosphorylation; intracellular signal transduction; peptidyl-serine phosphorylation.